This is a messenger RNA of Cephus cinctus (wheat stem sawfly), 3965 nucleotides long. It is a transcript of the gene centrocortin, whose product is annotated as cerebellar degeneration-related protein 2. The record is from RefSeq and is a predicted model, not a curated record. The transcript has 8 exons. NCBI's taxonomy places the organism in Eukaryota, Metazoa, Arthropoda, Insecta, Hymenoptera, Cephidae. The coding region runs from base 724 to 2976 and encodes 750 amino acids.
AGGCAAGACAACGGACUGACAAGGCUAACAAGACUCGAAGUAGAAAUGAACGAUUCGCGGUCGGCCAUAAUGCAUUGUGUCCGGUAGCGGGAGACACCGUCUGUCUGUCCGUUAUUAUAGUCCGUAAAGCGAAUUCCGUACGAAGUGUUGAUCGUCAUGGCGUAAGAUUGGCGCGACUUGGCUUAACGUCAAGGAACGCCUAAUACGUUAUCGCGAGGAACAACGCUAGACUUGUAUGUAUGCACAUACAUUACUGUUGGUGUAGAACAAGGCGCAGACGCCAGUUAUUGAUCGUCGCGAAGAGACUCGCUUUUGCUCGCUCGAGUCAUGCAUCGACAAUCCGCUUGUAACGGGAGGGUCGACCGAACCCGUCUCGUCUGGUGGCAGUGGCAGUGGCAGUGGCAGUGACGAACUUAACGUGCAGAUCCUUCAUUAAACUUGUUACAAUCCUUGUGUUCGAUUUAUUAUACGUCGCGUCAAUGUCGACUGGGUCUUAAGCCGCUCGACUAUUAUUCACUGCGUGACGGCCGCCUGUACCCGUCGCCUGGGAAGCCAUCGUUUGUUUUGUCUACGAGUCUUGUGAAACUCAAGUCUCGAAGGACACAAUUUUACGAUCGUGGUAGGACCCUGGGCGCGGGCCAGGCGGCCCCAUCCGUUCUUUGCGACGGAACGCAGUUGACUUAAAGGUCGAUUUUUUUUUUUACGUAUUAUCUAUCCGUAACCAUGAGUCUUAUUACUUCUACGAUUGGUACCGGUGUUCGGUGCCUUGUCGACGAGGAAGCUGAUCACAACAUGCUUCAGGAUCUUCAAUUGGCUGCUGAACUUGGCAAGACUUUGCUGGAACGCAACAAAGAAUUGGAAAACAAUGUGAAACACCAUCAAUCCACCAUUGAGGAGCAAGCUCAAGAAAUAGAGUAUAUGAAAAAGCAAACUGCUGCCCUGAGGGAAGUAAACGAUUCUCGAUUAAAGAUUUACGAGCAGUUGGAAGUCAGUAUCCAGGACUUGGAGCGUGCGAAUCAUCGGUUAGCCCUCGAAAACAGUGGCGACAAGAAGCUCAUAAAAAGUCAGUGCUUAACCAUCGAAAAUCUUGAGGCACGAUGCGAGGAUCUUCAAAAGAAAUUCGACGAGCUCACAGUCCGGUACGAGGCUUUCCUUCGUCAGCAUAAUUCAAGUCAGUCCCGAAAUACCGCGCAAUCUCAGACCACAGAUGUUUGGAAAGGAUCGGCCCCGCAAGAUGGCAGCAUAAAAAAGGAGGCUGCCUCGUGUCCGGUCAGUCCUUCCUCGACGAGUACAGUGGACUCGAAUGUCCGGGAAUUGGCGAGCACCCUGGCGAAGGACGAAGAGGUUACGGAUCUCCUGAGGCAGUUGCAGGACGCCAAAGGUCAAAGGGCACGUGAACAGAAACGAGCUGCUGAACUUCGCGAGCAACUAACGUCUCUUGUCCAGGAAAAUAAUUCCCUCGAGGAGCAGCUCAAUGCUUGGAGAAACAAGGCGCAGGAUAUGAAGAAUCUUCAGGAAGAGAUCAAUGCUUUGGAGGAAGUGAGACAAGGCCAUCUUUGCGGACGCUGCUUGCGUAGCGUCGACACCAGGACGCACGACGAGCUCUCAGUUAUGCUAGAUCACGAGGAGGACGACGAUAUCAGCACAGCGGAAUCUUUUGUAAACGACAGUCAUCGGGAAACCGAAUCGUUAAUUCAGGAUACGAGUCUCAAGACCAACGGCGAGAACGAGGCGGACGAUAACCCGUACAGAGUUCUGGUAGAAAAAUACGAGGCCCUGCUCGAGGUGCAGAGACAUCCAACGUCGCGACCAAAGACCAGCGUCCCAACGCCAUGCAUGUCCCUCCAGGAGGAGCUCGAGAUGUCCGGAGAGUUCAACUUCCACAGUGUUCAAUCGGAGGCUGGCAGUCACCACGAGAACGGAAAGAUUAAUAACGGAACAGGUGCCCGACGAGGAAAACCUGGUCAAGGAAAGAAACCAUUUUCAGCGACGCCAACAGACUUCUCCGAGGCAGAAACAUCCUCUUCAGGUUUCUCGGACGAGACCAGCAACAAGGCUACUCAGACCGACGGUCGACCUGGGUCCUUCCUCUGCUCCAUAGCCGACGGCGAGGACUGCAAGUUCAGCAUUUACGACGACGCCAGUCCCAUAGAGAGUCGCUUCCGGAAGACACCAGAGUAUAGACAGCUCUUCCGGGAGAUAUUCAUCGUGCUGAAACGCGCUGCUGAGGCUAAGGACGAGGGCGAGAAGCUUCCUCUGUUGGAUGAUUCGACGAACUCAGUACCCAGGGUACCACCGGUGACACCUGCCCAAGAGGAAGCCCCCAGCGAAAUAACAACGGACGACAAUCAAAGCGUCAUGUCAUCCAUUGUCUCAUCCAUAGUAUCAGAACCACCUUACAGAGCUUGCACCCCGGUAUUCGACCAGAAGAAGGAAGACGAUAUCGUCAAGAAGGAGAAUAUCAGUAUCCGGGACAAGUCUACGGAAAGUAACACCCCAAGGAUUCCAGCAGGUCCAAGACGUCAACAACUGGAAUAUCUAUCAGUGAAUGUAAACGUGCGCAAGAAGUCUUCCGCCAAGAAGAAUCCCGCCAGGAAGCUGACGUACAACGACAGACCAAUCACACCGGACAUCGUACCCACGACCAAUCCUCGUAUGAUGCAUGGAAAGUCGAACAGCGCUGGUAAACGGAAAUUCAGACCUUUGACCAAUGCAGAGCAACUAGAGACCAACGGCGUCUGGAAUGGCAACACGAUACAUUAUUAUUCCAGUAAAACGAGAGAUUCCCCCGUGAGCUCACGUAAACAAAGUGGCACCGGUUACAAUCGUCAAAUUAGCGAGCAGCACAAUUCCAGUUAUGAGUACAAGCCAAGUGCGGCUUCCGAGGGUGUCGCCAGACUCAAGCGACUCGAUAUGUCGUACGCGGAAGUACUUCGCAUGUCAAACAAGCCCAAAUCGACUAGCCGUAGAAAUUAAGUCUCCUUACCGUUACUUUUACUUUUCACCCUUCUUAUCACGUUCGCUCACCCUCCCUUCUUAUCCCCUCGUAUUCCCUGCUCCCAUUUCCCAAUCUACCUUAAUUAAUACCAUGGUCGAUAGAUGAUAAUUUUGUACGUAAAUCAAGCGCGACUCGUUGCGUAACCAAAUGAGACAACCAGCGCGCGUAGUUAAUGGCAGGUUUAAAUUAUUUUGUGAGCGUGUAAGAAGGAUAUGUCAGUAUUCUAAAAGACUCUACCAUUUAAUGAGUCGUAUCCCUCCCGUUAACUCUUCGCUCCGACCUAAAUAUAUGUCCACUCAAUCAUCCCUUUUAAUCCAUUUGUAAAUAUACGCGAAUCACGUUUACGCGAGAUAGAUUCCGCGUGCGUUCGCAUCUUUUCGAAUCUUCAUUUUUUCUCUAGCUAUAUAUACAUAUAUUUUAUAUCGUAUCGUAUUGCAUCUGAUAAUUCGUUAUCAUUUAGCGUUGUUUUUUCUUUUCUUUGUGUUUCUAUCCUUCCUUUCGCGAGGUGUGCUUUUUCACGGAAGCGACGUAGGUAUAUGUAUGUAUGCGCGACUCAACUCGAAACGUGUCGAUAAAGUUCGACGUUUCCGUUAUAUAUUUUUUAUUCCUUAUUUUCCUUUUCUCGAUCUGUUCUUCGUAGUUCGUGAGAUCAUUUCGCGAUAGACCAAGAUUUUGUUUUUGGUAACAAAGGGCUUUGCUCUCAAAAACGAAGAAAAAAGCAAAAAGGGGACGAAAAUAAAAGCGAGUAUUUAUGUGCCAUUUACUACAUCAAAUUACAAUUGUCGUAAUAAACUUCUUGCUCUGAUUGAAGCUCCUGAUUAUUAAUAAUAACGGAUAUAUAUGUAUACCUAAAAAUGGUGCGCCACAGCGAUGUCCGCGACGGUGUGAUAGCUUUUGUAUUCUACAGAUACGGAUGCUACAUCGUUGUGGUCAUCUUGUACAAGUGAAUAAACCCCUUUAUCAUUAU